Cyphomyrmex costatus is the source of this 612-nucleotide messenger RNA. Its product is annotated as homeotic protein proboscipedia. Gene Ontology annotation, molecular function: DNA-binding transcription factor activity; DNA binding. Gene Ontology annotation, biological process: regulation of DNA-templated transcription. The record is from RefSeq and is a predicted model, not a curated record. Bases 1 to 612 code for a protein of 203 amino acids. NCBI's taxonomy places the organism in Eukaryota, Metazoa, Arthropoda, Insecta, Hymenoptera, Formicidae. The transcript is spliced from 2 exons.
AUGCGUAGUAAGCAACAAACGUUGGUCCCCGAAGAAGAUCCGCGCCAACCGCAAUUGUCCAGCUCUCGCAAUCUGCAGCUCAGCAAUCAUCUUCAGAAUUUGGUCCACGCGAGUAAAGAGCUAUCGACCGUGAAGACGAGGCCGACGACACCCGUCCUGGCGAACGACGGAGGGGGCGGCUUCUGGCUGGCCACGGUGGCCGCGGGGGCAAGUACCCCAGCCGGGCUGCCCCCGCACGGAACCCACCAUCCAGUCAUGGAUCCAACAUGUGGAUCCGCCGAAACCGGCUUCAUCAAUAGUCAGCCUUCUAUGGCUGAAUUUAUGACGGCAUUGCCACAAUUAGCUGGGGAUAGUAGCCUAGCGCAUUCGCCGGGGACCGGUGGUUCCAUCAGUCCUGGUGCUCAUCAUCCCGCGUAUCAUACCAUGAUGGAUCCCCAUGGUGUCGCUGACCCCUCGGGUGUCAACGUUCCUGAGUAUCCCUGGAUGAAAGAAAAGAAAACUACUAGGAAAAGUAAUCAACAAGGAUUCGGCAUGCCAUUUACAACGUUAGGAGUCUAUUGGCUCCUCACCGCUACAUUGUGGUUCACCAUGGGGUGCCUAUCCGACGGCUAA